UGAACACCGCACAAAGAGGACACUUAAACCCUGAACAAGACGAGCCUUUCCUCUGUUCUCUGGGAGCCAACAGUUUGAGACCAUGGACACAGCUGCAGUGGUGACUGUACUGGCUCUGGUUCUGGCGAUGACUGGCGUCAGUCAGGCUCUUCACAUCCAAGACAGUCUGGACAAAACUGACAUCCUGCCCGGCUCGGAGGAGAAGAUGGUUGACCACCUGUUGGGGCUGGAGAGUGAAAACAAAGAUAACAGCUUUGAUGAUCGUCUGCUGACCACAGUGCUGAGAGCUCUGCUGCUCGGACCUCAGAGAGAAACCAGGAACUCUGUACUCCAUCAGCCACAGAGGUUUGGCCGUGGCUCCAGAGGGCAGGUAGUGUCGGAGGAUCAGAUACAUUCCCGUGAUUGGGAGGCUGCCCCUGGUCAGAUCUGGAGUAUGGCUGUGCCCCAGAGAUUUGGAAAGAAAUAAUUUGGCAGGCGGAUCCACACAUCACUGUCCUGGCAUAAUGCCAAGCAGUGGGCAACUGUGGGGAGACAAAAUUUUAAUGAAUAAAUCUAAAUUAUAUUAAAACUAUGAUGUUUUUUUAACAUUGUCCCAGCCCAUUAGGUUUACUUUACACAGAACGUUUAGUUAAAGAUGAUAUGAGCUUCAUUUUACUGUUUUUUCUCAGAUUUCCAACACUGCAAAGCAUGUAGAUGAGUGCCUAUUA
This is a messenger RNA of Micropterus dolomieu (smallmouth bass), 707 nucleotides long. RefSeq names its product neuropeptide FF-amide peptide precursor like (gene npffl). The record is from RefSeq and is a predicted model, not a curated record. Lineage: Eukaryota; Metazoa; Chordata; Actinopteri; Centrarchiformes; Centrarchidae. Gene Ontology annotation, molecular function: neuropeptide hormone activity. The transcript has 4 exons. Bases 83 to 466 code for a protein of 127 amino acids.